AAUUCAUCGGUUCAGUAAACAAACGCAAUGACAGCAGAUGUCAAACUAGCGCUUCUUCACUAGUUCUCCUUUAUACAACCAAAGGCUUCAUUUCCUCCUGAUUAUUAUUCAAACCGUCUUAAAAUAAAGUUAAAGUAGACAUUUAAUUGUUCAUUUAACUGAAUUUGAGCUGGUUCGUUUGCUAAUGCUAAUAGCUGGCUUAUUUUUUUUGUAAUUAAGUAACAUUGUGAAUAUUUAAUAAUGUCCGGACCAAAUGGAGAUCCAAACAUCUCGAUUGACGAUGGUAUUAUCAACGACGACGAUGAUUUCGGCGAUGAAGAAGAGUAUGAAGCCAUCAACUCCAUGCUAGAUCAGAUCAACUCCUAUCUCGAUGACCUGGAAGAACGGAACGAUUCACUUAAUGGCAAACUGCACGAACUAAUGGAGUCAAAUCGGCAAGCCCGGCUGGAGUUCAGGGCCCAACUGGUCGGCCCCCCGACCCCGGAGGACUGUCCUGCAGACGGGGACUCCUCCUCACCCAGCAACGAAGACCUGAGCGAGGACAGUGGUGCUGGGAAAUGAGCGACAAGAGUGGGUAGAUGAGGGGGAUUGAGUUCAGCAAAAUGCAGGGCUAGAAAUAAUUAUUACAUUUAAACUGACUCAACUCCUAUCCUGUCUGUUGGACUAGUGACCAUUGAUCUGCAUCGUUUAUGCCUGUUGGACUCUUCUGUGAAUUUAAACCCCCAUCAGCAGAUGUGUGAUUGCUUCUCCUCCAUCUAUCACUGAAAUCAGUCUCUUUUUUCCUCCUCUGUUGAACUGUGGGUGCUGAUGUUUGGUUCCUGAGCUCAAACUGCGAGAUCAUGUUUCAAUCAGUUGUUUGAUUUAACUUCUACAUUAACCAGGAGGCAAGAUCUUGUUAAUAUUAAUCCAGCACUGUGUAACAUGCUGAUAUUCAGUUGAACACCACUCCAGGCUCUCUCCCAUGAUCUUCAGAAUUUGCUCUCAUGGCCGAACAGGGGUCACAGUAGAACAUCAGCGCAGUGUGUUGAUCCAUGUAGAGUUCACAUUCAGCUGUGUAAUAGCUGUACAGUCUUAAUAUUAUUCCAAAAAAAGUAAAUAUGCAACAUUCCAGAUGUCUACCCGUGUAUUAAAAUGUUUGAUCUGCAGCAUGACUGUAACUCUACACCGUGCUGUCCUGUUCAAUACCAUUAACCUGUUUAGGAUGAGUGACGCAGUCUGUAAAGUGUUUUUGUAUUCAUGUAUAUGUUUAGGUGCUCAGCGUAAAAAAAGUAAUGUCAACAAAGAGCGGGAAUUGUCAAGACAUUUUAAUAUAAAUUAAAAUGACCCCCCCCCAACAGAAAACAAACAUCCAAAAAUACAUUAAACUUCCAGCAGUUAGAAAACAUUACCUAUUUGUUCAUCUCAAUUUGUCAGUAGCUGAAUAAAAAUACAAUAAGAAACAUACAGCUUUGUUUGAAAUUAUACUGUACAUGUCUCUUUCUCCCUCCUGCUCCCUUCUGUCUCCAAUCGAAAAAAGUACAGUUUCCAUCAAUUCUUGUUCCUUCAGACAGAAAAUGAUGUGUUAAUCAUGUGACUGUCACCACCGUGACUACAAGAGUUGCUACAUGUGUCAGUCAGUCGGUCUUUUGUGGUUUAAAAUAUCCUUCUCUAAUAUGGAGGAUGAAAUGUUUCCAGAGCAGCACACUAGUCAUGAAGAACAGAAGAAACAUCCUUAUUUACUGCUGAAAUGCUAGAACCAAAAUUAAACAUGUGUAACCUGUAACUGAGAUAAUCGGCUGUAUGUUACCGGUGCUUAAAAUCAGAGUGUGUAAGGAUAGUUUGCUACAUUAAAUACCUACAGACAACUUCA
Messenger RNA from Dicentrarchus labrax (European seabass), 1849 nucleotides. It is a transcript of the gene bbln, whose product is annotated as bublin coiled coil protein. Lineage: Eukaryota; Metazoa; Chordata; Actinopteri; Moronidae. The transcript is spliced from 2 exons. The coding region runs from base 241 to 561 and encodes 106 amino acids. The record is from RefSeq and is a predicted model, not a curated record.